GCAUUAUCACAAUGACAUCAUGGUCUGACUCUGCAGCAUUGCAUCGUAGAUAGGGCAUGUAAACGGGUGAAAAGAAAAAGGACAUGGAUACAAAUAUAUUUCAUUUCUCAAUAAAAAAGACUAUCAUAAGAAUAAGGAAGCGCUGGUAAUAUACGCAAGUAAAGCAACCGAAGACAGGACCCUCUUAUUCCAGUGCAUAUUAAGGUAUUCCACGGAUAAUCCAUAGUUCCGCCGUGUUCGCCAUGGCUAACUCAUGUGGGACAGUGGAGAUGGCGUCAUUGGAAUGUGCUGCCUCGAAUCUGGCAUGUGAAGCAUCACCGGAGCCUGACAGUGGGGCGCUGAGGAUGGUACUGGUGGGGAAGACAGGCGCAGGGAGAAGCUCUUCUGGUAACACCAUCCUAGGGAGGCAGGCAUUCCGGGUGGACAUCUCUUCAUGUUCUGUAACUGGUCAGUGUGACAGACAGAGUGGAGCUGUGGCUGGGAGGAACCUCACUGUGGUCGACACCCCAGGGUUCUUCGACACGCGCCUCUCCCCUCAGGAGGUGACGGCUGAGGCAGGACGCUGUGUGGUGCUGUCCGCCCCUGGCCCCCACUCCUUCCUGGUGACCCUUCAGCCUGGCAGGUUCACUCAGGAGGAACGGGAUGCCCUAGAGUGGGUCAAGGCCACUUUUGGACCAGGAGCCCUCAGAUACACAGUAGUACUGUUCACCUGGGGUGACCAGCUUCAGGGAAAAAGCAUGGAAGACUUCCUGAAGGAGAGCCAAGAGCUCCAGGAGUUUGUGAGUAGAUGUCAGGGGGGCUACCAUGUCUUCAACAACAGCAACAAGAUAACAGACUGCACUCAGGUCACAGAGCUCCUGGAGAAGAUAGACAAGAUGGUGGCGCAGAACGGAGGUGGCUUCUACACCAACGAGAUGUACCAUGAGGCAGAGAGAGCCAUCAGAGAAGUGCAGGAAGGAAUUCUGGGAGAGAGAAGGAUGACUCCAGUGAAGCAGGAGGAGGAUGGGGUGAAGACAGGGCCAGAGCCUCAGGGACCGGAGGCAGAGAGAAUGAGAAGGAGGGAAGAGGAGGAGAGGAGAAGAGAGGAAGAGGCAGCCAGAAAGAAGGCAGAGAAGUUGUUCUGGUGUGAGCUGGUGUCUGCCCUGGGGAAGGGGGCGGCAGAGGGAGCUGGAGUAACAAGCAAAGGGAAAGGGAAAGCAGUGAAAAAGGUUAAGGCGAUAGAGAGGGCAGCAGCUUUGGCUACCACACCGCUGUCAAUCACAUCAGCUGCCAAAGUGGUGGGAGGAGCUGUGAGAGAGGGAAGUAAAGUGCUUUACAAACACCGCAAAACUCUCCUACACUGACGGGGACUUUUAAUAUCCACUAUUAUUCACUGUAUGGUGCUGGGUUAUCAGGUAGAAGAUGAGGGUCUUAAAUAACCAGUAUAUUUUGUUCUGUCUCUGAAGUGCUAAUUAGUUUCACACACUUAUUCAUCACUCAACUGUGUUCCCUGAAAAAUCAUCACAAUGACUUCAUAAGGCAGGCUUGCUAAAGAGCGCCGAUGCACUUUCUUCCAUUGACAGUCAUAGUUGAUGAAGCUAUUAAUGCACUAACACACGGAGGUAAAUGAGUGAAUAAGAGUUGAUAGAAUACAAAAUGCAGUGUAAUACCAGUGUAAUGGAACUGUCACCAUCAUCCUUAGAAGCCCAGCCCUGACAGUUGAGGAAGUGAUUCUAUUUGACCAGGUUGUCACAGUGCCACGGGAGUAAACAGGCAUUCAUUAUUGAAUACUCAAUAGAAAAGUAAGUGUGCUGUGAAUUUUUGAAUGGUGUGAAUCAAUUGUGUGUGUGGUUUUGAGUGGUGUAAUCACUUGUGUGUGUGGGGG
Molecule: messenger RNA, 1864 nt
Organism: Oncorhynchus tshawytscha (Chinook salmon)
Lineage: Eukaryota; Metazoa; Chordata; Actinopteri; Salmoniformes; Salmonidae
Product: GTPase IMAP family member 7-like
Exons: 2
Coding region: 243-1343 (366 amino acids)
Molecular function (GO): GTP binding
Source: RefSeq, a predicted model, not a curated record